This is a messenger RNA of Photinus pyralis (common eastern firefly), 651 nucleotides long. It is a transcript of the gene ND-PDSW, whose product is annotated as NADH dehydrogenase [ubiquinone] 1 beta subcomplex subunit 10. Lineage: Eukaryota; Metazoa; Arthropoda; Insecta; Coleoptera; Lampyridae. The transcript is spliced from 4 exons. The record is from RefSeq and is a predicted model, not a curated record. The coding region runs from base 98 to 574 and encodes 158 amino acids.
UUUGACAGUAAUUGAGGUUAGAAGUUGCUCUCAAUUUAUCUUGAUUAUAUCAUUACGUAAAAUCUAGUUUUUAGGUUUUAUUUAAUAAAAUAGAGCAAUGCCAUCAUCAGAACAUAGCAACUUUAUUGAAAAAUUUUUGAAGUCUUUCUAUAAUCUGUUCGAUUAUCCGGCCACUCUCAUUAAAGAAAAAAUUGUCGAACCAAACCAGCAGAGUUACCCAUGGUACCAUCAAAAAUUUAGGAGAGUUCCUACGAUCGAUCAGUGCUACAACGACGAUCCCAUUUGCUACUUCGAAGCGGAUCAGCAAUAUAAAAGAGACAGGCAAGUCGAUAGCGAAAUAUUGAGUAUUUUACGACAACGUUUUGAAGAUUGUAUGGUGUAUGAAGCCCCCGAUCACUUAGAAAAAUGUAAACACCUUCUGCAGCAAUACGAGGACGGGGCUACAGAUUGGUUUACCAAAUAUGGAGAUUUGGGGGCCUAUCACAAUGUGAAGGCAGCCUAUAUGAAGCAGAAACAUCGUAUGGUGUGGGAACGUAGGCAUGGCCCUGUCGGUUGUGGCAUGAAGGAGGAUUAAGCCCAGUUUAAUUGUUUAGUAUUUGCGAAUAGAGAUUGUAAUAUGAUUUAAUAAAGAAAAUUACAAAUCAAAAUUUA